AUGGGGAGCCUUAUCGUCGGGAGAUUACUAAACCAAAAACUCACCCAAAAUCCCUUGGUGUCGACAAACGUCUCCCGAUUUUCUUCCUCUGCUAUCGAACCUUGCAAACCCUCCCAAUCCCUAAUCGAUCUCCACCCUCAUCUCUCCUCCCAUCUGCGCCUCUCUCUCAUCUCUUCUCCCAUCUGCGCCUCUCUCUCAUCUCUUCUCCCAUCUGCGCCUCUCUCUCAUCUCUCCUCUGUAUUCAAUCUCCACGUACCCUCAGACUCUCCUGAGUCUCUUCUCAUCUGUGCCUCUCUCUCAUCCCACCACAAACCUAAAUCGAUCCAUAAGAAGGUUGAGGCUGAGGAGCAGCCUGAUAUUUUCGUGGCUUUUUUGGCCGCUGCUGUUCCCUUCUUUGCAACAAGAUCAAUGAACCAUAUGCCGCCACUCUUGAAGAGGAAGUCAAGGCAGGAGGCCUUUAAACGUUGCUAUGAGCAGGCUGUUUAGCAACUUGGACCAAGGCCAGCCAAUCCACCAACUGUGGCUGCUCCUCCCUUGGAAUCGUUACCUACUCUGGCUCCCCCAAUAAUCAGGACUGCCGAUCCUCCCCCUAAUGCACCGACACCCCCCGAGUGUGAAGGUCCUUUGAUCAGCGCAAGGCGGGCUUUUCCAAA
This is a messenger RNA of Fragaria vesca subsp. vesca, 653 nucleotides long. RefSeq lists its product as uncharacterized. NCBI's taxonomy places the organism in Eukaryota, Viridiplantae, Streptophyta, Magnoliopsida, Rosales, Rosaceae. The record is from RefSeq and is a predicted model, not a curated record. The transcript is spliced from 4 exons. The coding region runs from base 1 to 486 and encodes 161 amino acids.